CCGGGGGGGGCCGCGGGCAGCGCCGAGCCCGGAGAGCGCCCGGGAGCCGGGGGGGGCGGACCGGAGACCGAGAACGGGAUGCCGGAGGGAGCGGAGGCAGCCCCCCCGCCGAUGCCGGCCAAGGAGGAGGCUCGCCCCCCGCCCGAGGGGGCCAGCUGUGAGCCCGGCCCCGCCGCCGCCGCCCCCCCCGGCUCUCCGUGCCGCCCCCCGCCCGCGGACCCGCUGGACACGCGCAUCGUGAUGGGCGAGGAGACGCGCAGCGCCCCGCCCGAGCCGCGGGGGGGGCCCCCCGUGCCUUGUCCCUUCCCCGCGCCCCCCAAGGAGCCGCCCCCGGGCCGCCCCCCCGCGCUGGACCCCGAGCUCUUCUUCACGGCGCCCUCGACGCCGGUGCGGGCGGGGGGGGCGCGGCCGGCGCCCCCCGAGGAGCCGACAGACGGGGACAGCGAGGGGCUCUGCUCGCCCCCCACGUCCCCCUCGGGCUCCUACAUGACGGCCGAGGGCGGCAGCUGGGGCUCCUCGGGCACCGCCAGCACCUCCCCGUCCUGCUCCCCCAACCUGGCGGCCGAGGCCGAAGGCUUGGGCGAGGCCGAGGGCGAGGCCGAAGGGCUGGGGGGGGCCCUGGGGCUGCCCCCCGGCCUGGGGGACCCCCCGGCCUUCCCCCCGCUGUCCCCCGAGGAGGAGGAUGAUGAUGAUGACGACGAGGACGGUCCCUUCGCGCCGCCGGGCUGUGCGGAUGACGAGGAUGAGGAUGAUGAUGAUGAGGACGGGCAGACGCCGGAGGAGGAGGAGGAUGAGGACGAGGGCUCGGGGCUGAUCCCGGCGGCGCUGCUCCCGUUCCGCGGCAGCCUCCUCUUCCAGGCCGAGGCCGUGGAGAUCUCGCCGCGGGCCGCCCCCGAGGAGGAGGAGGAGGAUGAAGGCAGCACCUCGGCGUCCUUCCUGCGCUCGCUGUCCGAGAGCUCCAUCCCCGAGGGGGGGGACGAGGCCUUCGCCUUCCGCGACGACACCGACGCCUCCUCGGACUCGGCCGCCUACGACGGGGACGAGGACGAGCGGCUCUACGGCAGCGAGCGGCACGCGGGGGACACGGGGACACCGCCCGGGACACCGCCGGGCUCCCCCGCGCCCGCCGGCGUGGAGCUGCACCUCCGGGCCGGGUCCCCGUGUCACCCCCCCGGAUCCCCGGGGACACCCCCGGCACUCCCCGGAGGGGACGCGCAGCUGGACGGCGACGCCUUUGUCCCCGUCACCGGGGCGUGGCCCCCGCCCGAGCCCCCCGAGGAGGCGGCGGCAGCCACAGAAGGUUCUGGAGCCGGGCAGGGACCGUGCCCGGAGCUGGCGGGGACCGGCCCUGUCCCCCCGGCCCCGGGGCUCUGUGCCAGGGACCCCCAGAGCCACCAGCUGGGGGGCACCAACGGGGAGCCCCAGGACGGCCCUGGCGGUGACAGCGACGGUGACAACGACCUGGAGCUCAGCACGGGGACAGUGGGGAGCGCUGAUAGCCACAGCGAGCUGGGCUCUGCAGCCACCGCCCUGGGGACAUCAGUGACACCAACCCCUCUGGAUGAGAUGGACACUGCAGGCAAUGACAUGGUGGCACCCGUGACAGCCAGCCUGACGGACUCAGGGGACACUGACCUGGUGGCACCAGUGACACCAACCCCACUGGACGAGGUGGAUGCUGCAGCCCCCAGCCUGCCUGACACCCAGCCCGACACCAUGGCCACAGACCUGGUGAGACCAACCCCACUGGUGGCAGCCAGCCCCCCAGAUGAGCCUGACACCGUGGCCACCAGCCUGGUGACACCAGUGGCACCAAGCCCACCACAUGAGCUGGAUAUCACGGCCACUGACCUGGUGACAGCGGUGACAUCCAGCCAGCUGGACAAGAUGGAAGCUGUGGACACUGUCCUGGUGACAGCAGUGACACCCACCCUGAUGGCCACUGCGGCCACCAGCCCGGUGACAUCAGUGACACCACCCUCCCUGGAUGAGAGUAGCACUGCGGCCACCGACCUGGUGACAUCGGUGACACCUGCCCCGAUGGACACCACGGACGCUGCCCCAGUGACCCCCAGUGUGAUGGACACCGUGGACACCAGACCGGUGACAUCGGUGACACCGAGCCCUCGGGAUGAGCUGGCCACCGUGACCACUGAGAUGGCCACCAUGGCCACCGCUGCAGUGACCCCCAGCCCGAUGGCCACCGUGACCCCUGCUGCAGUGACCCCCGAUGUGAAGGACACCGUGACCCCUGCUGCGGUGACCCCCGAUCUGAAGGACACCGUGACCCCUGCUGUGGUGACCCCCGAUGUGAAGGACACCGUGACCCCUGCUGCGGUGACCCCCAGCCCGAGGGACACCAUGGCCACCGCCCCGGUGACCCCCAGCCCCCCGGCCGCUGUCCCUGCCCCGUGUCCCCCUGCCCGGGCCGUGUCCCCCGUGGCGCUGGCAGCCGGGGUGGCCCCGUCCCACGAGUCCCCAGCUGUCCCCGCGUGUCCCCCGGCACAGGCGCCGCUGUCGCAACCCCCUGGCGAUGUCCCUGAGGAGCGCGGGGACGCGGCCACCGCCUCUGCCGAGGGCUUGUCCCCGGAGCUGCCGGACGCGUCCCGCACCUUCCCCGGCUUUGUCACCGUCCCCGCGGGGGGAGAGGCCGCGCCGAGCCCCGCCGGACCCCGCGGGGAGGAAGAGGAGGAGGAAGAGGAUGAAGAUGAGGAUGCGGCCCCCGCGCCCCCCUCGCCGCAGUUCACGGCCUCGGAGCGGGAGGUGUUCGUGGGGACCCCCCCGGCCCCCCCCGAGCUGCUGCCACCACCCGGUGCCUUUUCGGGGCGCGGGGCCGGCCCGGGGGUCACCGCCCCGCUCCGGGGGGCCCCGGCGGUGCUGCCCCCCGCCCCAGAGGAGCCCCCCGCCCCCCGGCCGGGCCCUGAGCCCCCCGGCCACGCUGCAGGGGACCCCGAUGCCAAAGUCCCCCCGAGUCCCCCCGCGGCCCCCCCCGAGCAGCGGGAGGAAGAGGAGGCCGUGGGGGGGGUCGCCCCCAGCCCCCUCCCCGCUGCGGGGCCCCGUCCUGAGCCCCCCCGCCCUGCACCCCCCAAACUCCGCCAAGUGCCUCCUCCCGCCGCCCCCAGCCCCCCCAGGGCCGCCCGCGGCCAGGAGCCCCCCCCGGGGCUGCCCCUCUCCAGGAAGCACCUGGAAGCCCCCCAGGCCCCCCCGCAGAAGGAGCCGGAGCCCCGGGGCCGGGCGGGGGUCCCGGGGGUGGGGGCGGCCCGGGCGCCCCCCCGGGGGUCUCUGCAGUCCGAGUCGAGCUCGUCCAGCGAGGCUGAGCCCCCCCAGGCCCCCCCGGCCCCCCAGCGCUGCCAGCCCAACCACCGAGGGUCCGGGAACGAGUCCGAGAGCAACGACGAGUCCAUCCCGGAGCUGGAGGAGCCCGAGGGCUCGGAGCUGCCCCCUGCCCAGCCCCAGGUGCCCCUUGGCCACGGGCUCGGGCCCGCGGAGGAGCCGCUCAGCAAAGCCAAGCAGAGCCGCAGCGAGAAGAAGGCGCGCAAGGCCAUGUCCAAGCUGGGGCUGCGGCAGAUCCACGGCGUCACCCGCAUCACCAUCCGCAAGUCCAAGAACAUCCUGUUCGUCAUCUCCAAACCCGACGUGUUCAAGAGCCCCGCCUCCGACAUCUACAUCGUCUUUGGGGAGGCCAAGAUCGAGGACCUGUCCCAGCAAGUGCACAAGGCAGCGGCUGAGAAGUUCAAGGUGCCCCUGGAGCACUCGGCGCUGGUGACCGACGCUGCUCCUGCCCUGGCCAUCAAGGAGGAGAGCGAGGAGGAGGAGGAGGUGGAUGAGACAGGGCUGGAGGUGCGGGACAUCGAGCUGGUGAUGGCCCAGGCCAACGUGUCCCGGCCCAAGGCCGUGAGAGCCCUGAGGCACAACAACAACGACAUCGUCAACGCCAUCAUGGAACUGACCAUGUAGCAGCCGGGGGUGUCCUGGCCCCCUGUAGAGAUGCACAGAGCCCCCCCAGACCCUUCCUCCUGCCCCCCAUCCUCCUCCUGGCCCCUGGACUGCUCAAUAAAGGCCUCCUGCACCCCUUG
Molecule: messenger RNA, 4076 nt
Organism: Camarhynchus parvulus
Lineage: Eukaryota; Metazoa; Chordata; Aves; Passeriformes; Thraupidae
Gene: NACAD
Product: NAC alpha domain containing
Exons: 10
Coding region: 79-3957 (1292 amino acids)
Biological process (GO): protein targeting to membrane
Cellular component (GO): nascent polypeptide-associated complex; cytoplasm
Source: RefSeq, a predicted model, not a curated record